AUGAGAGUGCUCGGGCUGCAUAACGUGAAGUAUACUGAGAAGGCACUCGUAGAUGCCUCCAGUCACCUGAGGGGAUUGGUCGUGGAUUACGUACUCGAGCACUACAGGAAACCCCUCGGGGGCAUUCCUGGGAACAUGUGCGGGCGAGAACUGAUAGCAUUAGAGUAUGCAUCAGACGCAACGGACGGAGAAGGCAGCGUACGUGGACCUUCUACGUAUGCGCGCAUGAUGAGGAACACCAACAAGUAUGCGGGGAUCACGGAGCUACAUGCAUUGAGUGCCUUGUUGGAUGCCGUCAUCGUGGUCCAUUACUCGGGAGGGGAUGGGCGGCACGAACUCUUAGACACUCUCAAGAGAGGACCCUCGCACCUCAUCAUCUUGCACGUGUUGUUCGACCCCCAGACUAAGCACUACUCGCCGAUCCUAUGCAGCGAGCUUUCGACCGAGAAGGGUUAA
Klebsormidium nitens is the source of this 456-nucleotide messenger RNA. NCBI's taxonomy places the organism in Eukaryota, Viridiplantae, Streptophyta, Klebsormidiophyceae, Klebsormidiales, Klebsormidiaceae. The record is from the annotation of a GenBank genome assembly.